Cynara cardunculus var. scolymus (artichoke) is the source of this 1634-nucleotide messenger RNA. RefSeq names its product probable serine/threonine-protein kinase PIX13. Lineage: Eukaryota; Viridiplantae; Streptophyta; Magnoliopsida; Asterales; Asteraceae. The record is from RefSeq and is a predicted model, not a curated record. The transcript is spliced from 6 exons. Gene Ontology annotation, biological process: protein phosphorylation. Gene Ontology annotation, molecular function: ATP binding; protein kinase activity. Bases 115 to 1389 code for a protein of 424 amino acids.
CACUUUCCCAGAAACCCUAAUUCAAGACUCCUUUUUCUCACUACAAACCCAAUCUUUUAAACCAUAAUUGAAUCCAAAUAGAAUCAUAUCCACUUGUGAGAGAGUCAGAGAGAGAUGGGAAACUGUUUUCCAAAACCUGUUACUAAUCACUCAAGCACCAAUAGCAGUCCCACCCCAGUUUCAGCAGUUCUUGGAAGUGAUGAAAAAAAGAAAAAACCCAUGAUCGAAAUCGGUCCAGCCAUGGCGGCUGACGGUGGCGGUGAUGGUGGUGGCGCCACUGCUUUUUCCCGGGAAACGGUGCCGCCAAGUGGGAGGAUAGUGACACCACACCUAAAGAUGUUCCCUUUCUCUGAACUCCGGAGUGCCACCAGAAACUUCCGGCCAGACACCAUGCUCGGAGAAGGUGGGUUUGGUCGGGUUUUCAAAGGAUGGGUGGACGGUGUAACGUACGCGCCGUCGAAGGUCGGUGUUGGCAUCGCCGUUGCCGUGAAAAAGUCUAAUCCAGACAGCGUCCAAGGGCUGAAGGAGUGGCAGGCAGAAGUGAAAUUUUUAGGGAAAUUCAGUCAUCCAAAUCUGGUAAAAUUACUGGGAUAUUGCUGGGAAGAUAGAGAAUUUCUUCUCGUAUAUGAAUAUAUGCAAAAGGGCAGUCUUGAAAAUCAUCUUUUCAAAAAAUGUACAGAACCACUUUCAUGGAGUACGAGAAUUAAAAUAGCGACCGGAGCAGCAAAAGGACUUGCUUUCUUACACAACACUGAAAAGACUGUUAUUUACAGGGAUUUUAAACCCUCAAAUAUCUUAUUAGAUGGGGAUUAUAAUGCCAAACUAUCAGAUUUUGGACUCGCAAAGUUGGGUCCUGCAAACGGCGAGUCUCAUGUCUCGACUGGCGUCGUUGGCACCUAUGGUUAUGCUGCUCCAGAAUACAUAGCCACUGGUCAUUUAUAUGUUAAGAGCGAUGUCUAUGGUUUUGGAGUGGUGUUGCUUGAAAUGAUAACGGGAUUACGUGUGCUUGACACCAAUCGACCCAGCUCGCAACAUAACCUGGUUGAAUGGGCCAAACCUCAAUUACCCGACAAAAGGAAACUGCGAAAAAUCAUAGACCCACGACUAGACCAGGAUUACCCAUCGAAAGGGGUCGGUAAAGCGUCGGAGCUCAUCCUAAGUUGUCUCGAAGCAGACCCGAAGAAUCGGCCUUCGAUGGAAGAAGUUGUGAUGAAGUUAGAACAGAUAAGUGCUAUCAAAACAAAACCAAAGGAAUCAAAGGUCAAACCAAACCAAGCACGUAUCGUACAACGUGAUCGUCGCUACCAAUCGGCCCACCAAUCUCCGCUCCACACGAAGCAAGGUAGAGGAGGUCGGGCCGAUCAACGCUCUCCAAUUCGAUCGUAUUGACUGAGUAGCUCAACGACUCGAUGAGCUUUAUUCUUGGGAAACGAAAUGAAGUGUCCAAGAUCAAUUUGCCAAGAGGCCAAAUGAAGGAGCCCAAUUAGAGAUUGCAUGAUGGCCCAAAAGUUGCGAAAGCAUUUCUGUAUUUAAUUAUGUUUAUUUAAUUAUAGAAUAAAUCAUAUGUUAAAUUCAUACAUUCAAUAUAAAUGAAGGGUAUUUUUUUUGUAACAAGUAAUACAAAAUCCUUAUAU